This is a messenger RNA of Exaiptasia diaphana, 2327 nucleotides long. Its product is annotated as shieldin complex subunit 2. Bases 1 to 2247 code for a protein of 748 amino acids. The transcript is spliced from 4 exons. NCBI's taxonomy places the organism in Eukaryota, Metazoa, Cnidaria, Anthozoa, Actiniaria, Aiptasiidae. The record is from RefSeq and is a predicted model, not a curated record. Gene Ontology annotation, biological process: regulation of double-strand break repair via homologous recombination. Gene Ontology annotation, cellular component: nucleus; site of double-strand break.
AUGGCCGCAGAAAAGAAGAAAAAACAYGAAGAAGUUACGAAAGUUUUAGUAUUUGCGCCGCCUCAAAUAUGCUUCCACCAGGUCCACAAGAAAGCGAGGAUUGAAAACAAAGAUGCGCACGGAAGUUGGACCAAAACUACACUUCAUUUUGACGGCGAGAAAUUUGUCAAAACACAGAAGGAAGUCCAAAGAAGCUUGCACUGCACAAAUACAGACACAAGCACUAGUGAAAGUAGCUGUAUAUUCCUUGAAUAUGACGCUAAACUUGUGCAAGGAUCAAUCAAUUCUUAUCUAGACCAAGUAUUUUCCGAAGGUAGUCCAUUUUCGGUAGCACACGAUAGCUGUUUCGUURAAGUGAAAAGAGCUGCAACAGACGAAAAGCAGGAGAGUUUGAGUGACCUGCAGAAAGAAUAUGAAACGGUAAAUAACGAGAGUCAAGCUCUUUUGAGCAGCAUUUCAGAUUCUCCAUUAACAAGAGGAGGGUUGCAAAGAGCAAAGAGAAAAGACAGGAAAUCGCGUCUUGUCUACAAUGACACGCAUCCAUUCACAAAUGAGGAUGUUUACACUCAAACUCCAAACUCGGCUUCGGAAAAUAAUGAUGGGGGUGCCGCAUCUGCAUCAUCGACAAUGACAUCUUUACGACCAACCAACGAUGAAACAAUCGUAGAUCCCUCAAAAUCACCAACGUCAUCGUCAUCAACCACCGAUCAAGGAUUAAAUCCUUCAAAGUCKUCAUCAGAGUCUUUGAUUUGUAMAAAAACSUCACUUGAUUCAAGUCAACGCAUAAAUGAAAAGAAAUCGAGUUUGCGCACCUGCUUGCUGCCUAAGRUAUCCGAUAAGCUUUCGUAUCUUGGAGAAUGUAGUACAGUAAGGAGUCUYGUGAAUCUUUGUGUUAUUGUCMUUCAAGUAAACCCGGUAAAAGAAAUCCAGAUAAGAUCGRGUAGAAAYGCCGGACAAUUUAUAMCKUUAUCAUCGAUUAUCGUSUCUGAUUCUACMAAAUCACACUUCAAACUAACUUUAUGGAGRCAAGCAUCGGGAUGGACUGAGAAGAUUGUCKCAGGGGAUAUUAUCGUAGCGACUUCUAUUCGUAUUGAAACAUGGAGARACGAGUAUAUAGGACAAACAACCUUUAACUCRAGCUUCUAUAACCUACAUCAACCACAGAAACCACUCGCGAAUGCCUGGCUUCAGCUUAUUUCACAGGACCGCCUUGAUAAGCUGAUGGAAUGGGCCAGGAAAUCUUACGGCUAUSUYUUCCGACAGACACCAACUUCAGCAGUGGUGAAAUACACUCGUAUCUCCGACCUACAGAACAACACACUGGUCCAUUUUAGAGGGAUUCUUAGGAGUGUGAGUGCACUAAUUACGGACAAGUCUUUGAAAAAUACAUACAAGUUUGGUUCAAGAAGACUUCCCAAGAUUACCGCUGUAUUUGCACAAUCGCCGAACGAGAACAUACGCGUCACACUAUGGGGAAGACAAUCAGAAUGGCUGGACAGUCUACGCAAAUCAGWAGGUAGCGUAUGGGAGCUACAGUACCUCACAGCAAAGUACGACUCUAUAAGUGGAUCAGUGGCUCUCCACACAACACAAAAGUCGACCAAAAAGAAACUUGAUACCGACAACGAACUAGCAAAGCCAUUGCUUUGUUUGUUUCACGAUGUGCUCGAUGACAUCAAGUCAUUCAGGACAAUCAAAAAGUUGCUUGAUGCGAAGUUUUCUGGCACUGCAGAAGUUCGUGGUCAUAUUGACGGUAUUUCGUUUYGUAGUGAAGACGAGGUUCUAGAGGUGAAUUAUCAUAAUGUCGAGGCUCUUAAGGACAUUUUUCAGUGUUUAACGUAUGUAGGCUGUGCAUUGUGUUCGCGAGCCUUGAAGCAAGAUAAGAAUAAGAUCUACGCCCAGUGUGAUUACUGCGUUCAUCACAAGCCUGGUUAURAUUACGCAGUUAAGCAAUAUUUCAGGGACAUCCACCUUCGAGUUAAAGACAAAGAUAGAAUAAUYGAGGUCCUAGUUAGUCCGAAAUCUGCUUGUAAACUCUUGAAAGGARUAGAASCUAAKGACCUMCUCUUCACCGAUGCCAGCGUCGAUCAAACUUCAYCGAAACUUCUCCAGUUCACCUCUGUAGUAAAAGAACUAGUUUCCUGCGAUAAAUUAUGGAAAUUUAUUAUUUUAUGUCAUACUGUUCUAGAUGAAAAUAGCUUUGUUGUAAGUCAAACCUUUGAAUUACUUGAUUUUAAUCAAGGGUAGUUAAAUGCAAAACCAGAACAAACAAUAAAAUACCGGAAAUUUGUUAUUAUUAUUGAAAUAGCUGAAUAAUUAAUCAGAUU